This is a messenger RNA of Heterocephalus glaber (naked mole-rat), 6600 nucleotides long. It is a transcript of the gene Ppig, whose product is annotated as peptidylprolyl isomerase G. Gene Ontology annotation, cellular component: cytoplasm; mitochondrion. Gene Ontology annotation, molecular function: peptidyl-prolyl cis-trans isomerase activity; cyclosporin A binding. NCBI's taxonomy places the organism in Eukaryota, Metazoa, Chordata, Mammalia, Rodentia, Bathyergidae. Gene Ontology annotation, biological process: protein folding; protein peptidyl-prolyl isomerization. The record is from RefSeq and is a predicted model, not a curated record.
CUUGAACCGGAAACAGACGAAUGAGGUCUCUACGAUCCCAGUACCGACUGGGAUCAGCUCUACCCUAGUUCUCUGGGCUUCAGAGAACCCACUACUCAAAAGGUGUCUCCAUUUCUCAGCCGAACCCUAGAUCCUGGAUCGCAAACAUGCCGAGAGGGAAAAGAAAAACCGCCGCCUCUACCCGACCCUGACUUGCCGGCAAGUUCUUUCCUCAGCGUCCGCCAACUUCUCCGCAGGAUCCCAGAGUAGAUUGAAAUAUUGGAACCAUGGGAAUAAAGGUUCAGCGUCCUCGAUGUUUUUUUGAUAUUGCCAUUAACAAUCAACCUGCUGGAAGAGUGGUCUUUGAAUUAUUUUCUGAUGUGUGCCCCAAAACAUGCGAGAACUUUCGUUGUCUUUGUACAGGAGAAAAGGGAACAGGGAAAUCAACUCAGAAGCCAUUACAUUAUAAGAGUUGUCUUUUUCACAGAGUUGUUAAGGAUUUUAUGGUUCAGGGUGGUGACUUCAGUGAAGGAAAUGGAAGAGGAGGAGAAUCUAUUUAUGGAGGAUUUUUUGAAGAUGAGAGUUUUGCUGUUAAACACAACAAAGAAUUUCUUUUGUCAAUGGCCAACAGAGGAAAAGAUACAAAUGGUUCACAGUUCUUCAUAACAACGAAACCAACUCCUCAUUUAGAUGGGCAUCAUGUUGUUUUUGGACAAGUGAUCUCUGGUCAAGAAGUUGUGAGAGAGAUAGAAAACCAGAAAACAGACGCAGCUAGCAAACCAUUUGCUGAGGUACGGAUACUGAGCUGUGGAGAGCUGAUCCCAAAAUCUAAAGUUAAAAAAGAAGAAAAGAAAAGGCAUAAAUCAUCAUCCUCUUCCUCUUCAUCAUCCAGUGAUUCAGAUAGCUCAAGUGAUUCUCAGUCCUCUUCUGAGUCUUCUGAUUCUGAAAGUGUUUCUGAAGAGAAAUCAAAAAAAAGAAAAAAGAAACAUAGAAAAAAUUCCCGGAAACAUAAGAAAGAAAAGAAGAAGAGAAAGAAAAGCAAGAAAAGUGCAUCUAGUGAAAGUGAAGCUGAAAAUCUUGAAGCACAACCCCAGUCUACUGUCCGUCCAGAAGAGAUCCCUCCUAUACCAGAAAAUAGAUUCCUCAUGAGAAAAAGUCCUCCUAAAGCUGAUGACAAGGAACGGAAAAACAGAGAGAGAGAAAGAGAGAGAGAGUGUAAUGUGCCUAACUCCCAGCCUGCUUCGUACCAGAGACGACUCUUAGUUACUAGAUCUGGCAGGAAAAUUAAAGGAAGAGGACCAAGGCGUUAUCGAACUCCUUCCAGAUCCAGAUCAAGGGAUCGUUUCAGACGUAGUGAGACUCCUCCACAUUGGAGGCAAGAGAUGCAGAGAGCUCAACGAAUGAGGGUAUCGAGUGGUGAAAGAUGGAUCAAAGGGGAUAAGAGUGAGUUGAAUGAAGUGAAAGAAAAUCAAAGGAGCCCAGUUAGAGUAAAAGAGAGAAAAAUAACUGAUCACAGGCAUGCGUCUGAAAGUCCAAACAGAAAAAAUGAAAAGGAAAAGAAAGUUAAAGACCAUAAAUCUGACAGCAAAGAGAGAGAAAUCAGAAAAAAUUCAGAAAAAGAAGAUAAAUAUAAUAAAAACAAAGUGAAGAAAAGGGCCAAAUCUAAAAGUAGGAGUAAAAGCAAAGAGAAAUCAAAGAGUAAGGAAAGAGAUUCAAAACAUAACAGACAUGAUGAAAGGAGGUUGAAGUCGAGGAGUAAAGAAAGAGAUCAUGAGAAUAUUAAAGAAAAAGAAAAGCAAUUUGAUUCUAAAGGAAAAGAUCAAGAAAGGAGUAGAAGUAAAGAGAAGUUUAAGCAGAUAGAAUCAAAAAGUAAUGAGCACGAUCAUAGUAAAAGUAAAGAAAAGGAUAGACGCGCACAGUCCAGGAGUAGAGAACGUGAUGUAACUAAAGGUAAACACAGUUACAAUAGUAGAACAAGGGAACGAAGCAGAAGUAGGGACAGGAGCCGAAGAGCGCGAUCCAGAAGCCAUGACAGAGAUCGAAGCAGAAGCAAGGAGUACCAUAGAUACAGAGAGGAGUACAGGAGAAGAGGAAGGUCACGAAGCCGAGAGAGAAGAGGAACACCAGGAAGAUCAAGAAGUAAAGAUAGGAGAAGGAGGAGGAGAGAUUCACGGAGCUCAGAGAGAGAAGAAAGUCAAAGCAGAAACAAGGAAAAACAUAGAAACCAAGAAAGUAAGAGCUCACACAGAAAAGAAAAUUCUGAGGGUGAGAAAAGAAUGUACUCUAAAAACUGUGAUCAUAAUAGCUCAAGUAGUAACAGGGAAAAAAAGGGUGAUAGAGAUCAAAGUCCAUUCUCAAAAAUAAAACAAAGCCAAGACAGUGAAUUAAAGUCCUCCACAUCGAAAACUAAGGAGGAUGAGAAGACCAGAUCCUCAGUGGAAAAUGAAAACCAAAAAUCAAAGGCUCCAGAAAAUGACCAUGUACAUGAUAAAAACAAAAAAUUUGAUCAUGAAUCUAGCCCUGGUACAGAUGAAGACAAAAGUGGAUGAGUGAGUUGUAUAAAUUUAUUUCCUUUCUGUCUCAAAACUUAAGUUUUAGGGACUUGCUGGUGAAUAUCCUUUACGUUGUUUUCAUUGUUUUUUGAGUUGUCUAUCCUUUUUUUUUUUUUUAAUGUGGACUUCAUUGAGUUGAUCUUUUGAUAAUCUGCAACCUGGAUUAUUUGUACUGCUAAAGUUUUAAUAAAUUUGAAAUGAGAAAAACAUUUUGGUGUAACACUGUGUGCUAUGUUAAACUAUUUUAAUGUAUGCAUUUUUGUGUUGCAGUAAUCGGCCAACAGCAUCCUAAUUUGUUUAAUCAGCCAUUUGGAAAUAAGCAGAACUGAUGGUUGCAUUCGAUUGUUACAAAAGCUUGCGUUUCUUGUGAUUAAAGUAACUAGACACCACUAGAGGAAAUUUUGUAUAGAUUUUAUGAUUGCAUUUAUAAUAGAGGCUUGUAUCAAUUUAUUUUAAUUACACAGAAGUGCGCCGGGGAUUUAGCUCAGUGGUUCUGCGGCCUGCCCUGCAGGCGCAGGGACUGGAGUUUGAUCCCCGGUACCAAAAAAAAAAAAGAUACAUUAAUUACAUAGAAGCAGGAUCCUAAUAAUAUGAGAUCUUAAAUCAUCACUUUUGAUUUUAUAGUUAUUUGUGCUUUAAGAUAGAUGAACAUUUAGUUGUCUUGUUUCAUAUCUUCUUAUUAAUAUUUCUGUCUAGUUGUGUUUUACUUACCUGUCUGUAAGAAUCUUAACAUAAUUUUUUUCAGUUGAUGUGCUGAUUGAGCUUGAAUUGCUGUUAUACAGCAUUUUACAGGAAGAUCAGAUUUUAAUUCUCAAUUUUUUAUUGGUUUUGGUCUGAAGAGUUGAAAUUAUUGCUUUAUGAGAACAUUAUUAUUUUUACUUUCUUUUCCUAAAAUUAAAAAAAAAACUCAUUAAAACGUACAGCUUCUCCGGGUCCUUAAGCUAGACAGAUUCUAAAAAGUGUUGUUAUUGAUAUGUUAACUUCUAAGAUUUCUGAUUUUUGGCCACCAACCUAUCUAGCAUUGAGUGUUAACUCUGCAUGUUUUUUGUUUUUUUAAACUUGAAGUAUCUUCUCUAUCUCUCAUAGCUGUGAGUUUCAAAUGGCAAAAAAAAAGAGCAUCUUUUCUAUAAAUGUAUGAGGCUAUAGCAUGUUUAUGACUCUGGUUUCUUUCUACUCAGGUGGCUUUAUGGCUUUGUACCAUCACUGUUAAUAUUAUUUUAACUUGGCAUGUAAAACACUGCCAUGUAGAGUAAAACAGAAAGUUGCAAAAUUUGGUAGCUUACAGAGUUAAACACUAAACACAUCCAAAGUCCAUUCAGAAUUUUGUGUGUUGUAUUUUGCCAUUUUUGUGAUGUGUGGCCUUUUAUUCUGUAAUAUCUCUUCUGAAGAAAACAUUGAACAUCCAGCAAACACAAAACCUGCCUCAUUUUAAAAGAAAUUUCAAAAUUCCAAUCAAUAGUGGACUCUAGAGAGUUUUGUACUUUAAUAUUUGUCAGUAUAGUGUUAACUUUAUUACCAAGGUAGAUUCUUGAUAACUCCAUUAGCUACCCAGUGCUAUUUGUACUGAAUAGUGAUGCUUAGCAUAAUACUUCCCAUUAUUGAUUAAUAUAGUAAUCAUUUGGCAUUGUAGCUGUUGCAGAAUAGUGUAAUGAUUCUAAGUUUGUUUAAAAUAUCUUGAAACAAAUAUCCAGAAUGGAUUUUUUUCCUAAUUUUAUUUCCUGUAAAAGUAGUAGAUGUUUAUUAUAAUUCAGAGUGAUUCCUUAGGAACUGACCACAGACCCACAUUAAGAAUUAUUGAGGGCCGGGAAUUUAGCUCAGUGGCACCGUGCCUGCCUCACAAGUGCAAGGUCCUGAGUUCAAUCCCCAGUAUCAGAAAAAAAAAUAUAUAUAUAUGUAUAUAUAUAUUGAGUCUGAGUACCCAAGCUCUAUGAUCUGUUAUAUAUUUUAAAUUAUUGUUUUAAAAAUUCAGUAAGUUGCAUUUUUAAAACUGACAAAUUAUUUGAACUUUAAGACAGGUACUAUUUAAGAAAGAAUUUCUGAUAACACAUUUUUUAAAGUCCGUGAGUUUUAUCUAUUAAGAAUAUCGACAAGUACUUUCCAAAUCUUGAGUUUCAAAAAGUAUCCAUAGGGAGGAAAGGUAAUUUCAUAUGCAGUGUUACCAAAAGACAACUCUAUUCUAAGCAUUAUAUAUAGGGGUCUUUUUUAAAAAAGCUUUACUAGCUGUUUCCAUAAAACAGAUGUGAAGGAGUUGAGAUGAAAAAGGACAUUUUCAGAGUAUAAAAAACUUGGAAAACGAUGAUUAGGCAGAAUUAAUUUAUACCCUAAGAUCUACACUCACAUCUGAAUAGCAAAGCCUCAAGAGGUCCUUUCCUUUUAUUACAUUUUUAGUAGUUGUGCCAUCUUUUUUUGUUUUGUUUUGUUUUUGUUUUUGUUUUUGGUACCGGGGAUCAAACUCGGGUCCUUGCACUUGCAAGGCAGGCACCGGAACCACUGAGCUAAAUCCCCAUCCCAGUUGUGCCUUCUUUAAUGUUUACUUUGGACAUUGUUUGCCUAGAAAUCAGUUGUUUAAUUUUUCCCAUCAUAUUGAUUUUACAGUUACAUCUGAGUUUACAGUUCAUACCUGUCUUUAACUUAAUAGUCUUUAACAGUUAUUUUCAUUUUUUAUUACUUGAUUGGUGAUAGCUGCAAAAAAUUUAGUACAUAGAAUUUUUAUGAUUAUCAUGUGAAUUUUUUUUUUUUUCUGUGUAAGGUAUCUGCCCCAGAAACUGGUACUGGAGAGAGAUUAAUGAACAGAUGAGAAUCAACAGUUGAGUUUAAAAGUUUUUAAUUACUCUAUAGUUGGUGAGUUCAUAGGUUAUGUAAUAUCUUUUAAGUUAACUAAUUGAAGCCUUCUGAAGUUGCAAAGAAUUUAUCUAAUGAAUCUGUCUUUGCACUGAUACUGAUCCAUGGUGGGUUUGCUGAAUGGCCUUUGAUUCUUGUGCCCAAUGGAAGGUAUGAAACUCAAACAAGAUUUCAUUAUGUUAUGGACAGGCACAAAUUGGGUUUCUAGUAUUUUGGAUAAUUGUAAUAACUGGCAAUUCUAAGUUAUAUUUAGUUUUUGGAGCAAGUUAGUAUGUUUUUUAGUAGUUUGUUGUACUUUAGGUGGUAAUUUCGUCACACUGAGCUUUUUUGUAAAUUUCUGUAGAAACUUUUUGGCCUUGCCUUCACUAGAAGGUAUUUUAAAUAUAUACCAUAUGGCUAAUUGGUAUAAAGAAAAAUGGAUAUUUUUGUCUUGUUUUGGUUAUUUUACUAUAAUUAUUCUCUUAGGAUUCAUACAUUUACAAUUGAAUAAAUUCUCCAUGGAUUGUAGGUUGAUAAACUUUUAUUGUAAAAACUUGUGUUUUAUUCAAAUACUUGUUUGGGGAGAAAAAUAAAAUCCCUAAGGAGUGCAGUGUUGGAUGACACACCUGGUGCAGUGGGCUUCCCAGCUGCCUUUAAGGGAUUCAGGCAGAGGCAAACUCUGGCUUGUUGUGUGACAAAGAAGUAAAUAUUAAAGGAAAAGAAAACUACAAAUCACAUGAAAAGAAUUCCAUCAGCAAGGUUGGAGAAGGGAGUUGGUGAAGGGUUUUUUGGUUUUAGGUGUGGAAGGGUAUGGUGGGGUUCAUUUGUGUUUCUGCUCCCCGCACCCCAGCAAAUUAUAUGUUAACCAAAAGCACAUGCUGUAUAUUUUCUUCCUCCUUUGUGUGUUCAUAGUAUUUUCAAAGACUGAUAAAUGAAUUGGGUAUUUCUGUGUGUGGACAUAUUCAAAGUUGCGGCUGCUUUUUGUGGAAGGGAAAACAUAAUGAAGUUACUGUACUUCUUUUCCUAGCUCAGAAGUCACUGUGAUGUAUAUUUUUUUAAUGAAAUUUAGAAAAAAAAUUGUCGUCUCCUCAAUUGUAAAAUUAGUUUCAUAAUGCUGCUUCUCCUAUCAUUAGUGUAGUUACUGUUGGACUGUUUUCUGCAAACUGCAUUUUACAAAAUUUAAACUUCAAAGCUGUAUUAACUUUUAUAGUUAAACAUUGUAUUAAAUAAACUAUACUAUAACAAACAA